Messenger RNA from Ostertagia ostertagi, 279 nucleotides. Lineage: Eukaryota; Metazoa; Nematoda; Chromadorea; Rhabditida; Trichostrongylidae. The record is from the annotation of a GenBank genome assembly.
GAUCAGAAAAUGUCAAAUGAUCGAGAGAAGGCUGAACGAUUAGCUGCAGCGAUGGCUAACGACAUUUCGACAACUGCCAUGCCAACUAUUGAAGACGCUUUCACAAAGCUUAUGGUGAAAGACAACAGCGUCAUAUUUGCCGAUGGUAUUGCUCCAGAGGCCGUAUGGGGUCGUAUGCUGUUUGGAUUCGAUUGGGCUGUAUGGGUUACGAUCGCCAUCUCGGCGUUCGGAGGUCUCGUAGUCGCCGUUGUCAUCAAAUUCGCCGAUAAUAUUUUGAAA